AUGCUUCUUCCACAUUGUGACGUAGACAUCCAUUGCACCAGACUCUUUAGAUGCUUGUCGCCACCAAACACACCGCAUCCCCAGUUACCUGUGCCCACUGGAGACGGGAUCGUCUUUGAGUACCUGUCCAAGAAUCCACAGUAUGACUUCAUCAACUCACUAAAGUAG
This is a messenger RNA of Acytostelium subglobosum LB1, 168 nucleotides long. RefSeq lists its product as hypothetical. The transcript has a single exon. Bases 1 to 168 code for a protein of 55 amino acids. NCBI's taxonomy places the organism in Eukaryota, Evosea, Eumycetozoa, Acytosteliales, Acytosteliaceae. The record is from RefSeq and is a predicted model, not a curated record.